Podospora anserina S mat+ is the source of this 1581-nucleotide messenger RNA. RefSeq lists its product as uncharacterized. Gene Ontology annotation, molecular function: acetyl-CoA hydrolase activity; acetate CoA-transferase activity. Gene Ontology annotation, biological process: acetate metabolic process. The record is from RefSeq and is a predicted model, not a curated record. Lineage: Eukaryota; Fungi; Ascomycota; Sordariomycetes; Sordariales; Podosporaceae. The transcript has 3 exons. The coding region runs from base 1 to 1581 and encodes 526 amino acids. Gene Ontology annotation, cellular component: mitochondrion.
AUGGCGUCCAGAGUAGCUUCGGCUGCGCUCAAGGCGCGCGUCCAUCGCCCGUCGAUGCUCAACAAGCUGUGCCAGCCCGAAGACCUCUUGCACCACUUCCCCAAUGGCUCCUACAUUGGCUGGUCUGGCUUCACCGGUGUCGGCUACCCCAAGAAGAUUCCCGUUUUCCUCGCCGACCAUGUCGAGAAGAACAACCUCCAGGGACAGCUCAAGUACAGCCUCUUCGUCGGCGCCUCGUCCGGUGCCGAGACCGAGAACCGCUGGGCUGCCCUCGACAUGAUUGAGAGACGGUCUCCUCACCAGGUCGGCAAGGAUAUCGCCAAGGGCAUCAACGAGGGCCGCAUCAACUUCUUCGACAAGCAUCUGUCCAUGUUCCCCGUCGACCUUGUAUAUGGCUACUACACCAAGGACAAGCCAAAUGGCAAGCUCGAUGUGGCGGUUGUUGAGGCUUCUGAGAUCAAGGAGGAUGGCAGCAUCGUCCCCGGUGCUUCCGUCGGUGCCACUCCCGAGCUGAUCCAGAUGGCUGACAAGAUCAUUAUUGAGGUCAACACCUCGCUCCCGAGCUUCGAUGGCCUGCACGACAUCACCAUGACCGAUCUUCCUCCCCGCCGCAAGCCCUACCUGAUCACCCAGGUCGAGGACCGCAUUGGUACCAACUCGAUCCCCAUCGACCCCGAGAAGGUUGUUGGUAUCGUCGAAUCCGACUACCAGGAUCAGACCUCCCCCAACACCCCUGCCGAUGAGGGCUCGCAGCAGAUUGCCAGCCACUUGAUUGAAUUCUUUGAGCACGAGGUGAAGCACGGCCGUCUUCCCAAGAACCUCCUUCCUCUCCAGUCCGGUAUCGGCAACAUAGCCAAUGCCGUCAUUGGUGGUCUGGACAACUCCAACUUCCGCAACCUCAAGGUGUGGACCGAGGUCAUCCAGGAUACCUUCCUUGAUCUUUUCGACUCUGGCCGCCUCGACUUCGCCACCGCUACCUCUGUCCGCUUCUCCCCCGACGGCUUCAAGCGCUUCUACAAGAACUGGGAGUCCUACAAGGACAAGCUCCUCCUCCGCUCUCAACAGGUGUCCAACUCCCCCGAGAUCAUCCGUCGCCUUGGUGUCAUCGGCAUGAACACCCCCGUCGAGGUUGACAUUUACGCUCACGCCAACUCGACCUGCGUCAUGGGCUCCCGCAUGCUCAACGGUCUCGGUGGCUCGGCUGAUUUCUUGAGAAACGCCAAGUACUCCAUCAUGCACACUCCCUCGACUCGUCCCUCCAAGACGGACCCCCACGGUGUCUCGUGCAUUGUCCCCAUGUGCACUCACAUUGAUCAGACUGAGCACGACUUGGACAUUGUGGUUACCGAAGCUGGUCUUGCCGACGUUCGCGGUCUGGCUCCCCGCGAGAGAGCCCGCGUGAUCAUUGACAAGUGCGCCCACGAUGUGUACAAGCCUAUCCUCAAGGCUUACUUCGAGAAGGCCGAGUUUGAGUGCCUGCGUAAGGGUAUGGGCCACGAGCCUCACCUGCUCUUCAACAGCUUCGACAUGCACAAGGCCCUGUUGGAGGAGGGCAGCAUGCGCAAGGUCAAGCCUUGGUAA